AUGUUUUAUAGGUCAAGCGACACAGUAUCGAAAAAAGAUAAUAGCGGAGUACAAAAACCAGAUGCAACAAGUAUAGACAAGAACGAAAAGUCUAAAGUUGGAAAUGAAGGCGUUUGUACGUUUUGCGAGAAGAAAUUGAACUCCAAAGAAUCUUUGCUGCAUCACUAUGGAUUAUCGCACCGCUCACUCAUCAUCAACGAAUCCAAAGCGUUAAAAUGCAGAAAUUGUGACGAUUUAUUGAGUACAGUCGGUUUGAAAGAUCAUAUGGUCAACGUUCAUAAACUCAAAGGUGCCUUUUGCGGGAUUUGCAACAAGCAUUUUUCGAAGGUAUCCGAAAAUGUAGACCAUGUUAAGACGUCGCAUAUUAUGGUGAUCAAAACCCUAUCCUGCACGAUUUGCAAGCUGUCGUCUGAUAAUCAAGAGAACCUGAUAUCACAUUACUAUGACAAGCAUUUACAGAAAACAACUCCAAAAGAAACGCCAAAGAAAAAGAAAGUUGGUCCCGAAACUCAAAUUACAAGUGGAAGACUAGAUCAAGGCCUAUGCGGCCUUUGCAAGGAAACAUUCGAAUCUAAAAAGUCUCUACUACAACACUAUAGCAUAGCUCAUCAUUCGAUCAUAAAAGAAUCUAAGACCUUGAAAUGUAAUAAGUGUAAUCAUUUUAUCACCACAACUUUGCGGCAACAUAUAGGGAAUGCUCAUAGACUCCAAGGAAACUUCUGCUCCAUCUGCCACAAGCGCUUCACCGCGGUAUCUCAAAUUAUCGACCAUGUCAGGUCGGCUCAUAUCACGGCGAUCACAAAACAGUUAUGCUCCGUUUGCGGCUUGGACGGCGAUCAAGAAAGUCUGAUAUUACACUACCUGGACAAGCAUUCAACAACAACAACCACAGGAGAACUGGUAAAGGUUAGCCAAACAACCGUUAAGGAUGAACUUUGCCAUCUCUGCGAAACCAAGUCCGGUUCUAAGUCUUUGCUAGAACAUUAUCUUGAUCUACAUGGUGCAUACAUCACGGAGAUUAAAGUCUGGAAGUGUGGCAAGUGUCAGAUUUUCUUCAACACCCAGGAAGAUAAGCAGAAACAUCUAGAUGAAAAACACACUAUCACUGGCAAUUACUGUCCGAUUUGCUAUAAAGAUGUUUCUAGCAGAAGUCAAGUUGUAGACCAUCUGGAAUCCUCACAUAUUACGGCCUUCUCAAAGCUGCUAUGCAUUAUCUGUAAAAUGGAGUGCAACAGUCAGGAAGAACUAAUGCUGCAUUAUCAGGAGAAACAUUGCAACACUGGCUCAAACGAUACAGGUAUAGAGAUAAGUAAGGUUUGGAGGUGUAGAGUAUGUGUUACUUUCAGUGAUACGGAAAAUGAUAUGGAGAAGCAUCUACAAAUGAAGCAUAAAGUUCAAGGAAGUUUCUGCCCAGUUUGUUUCAAAGGCUUCAUGACAAGAUCUGAAGUUAUUGUGCAUCUUAAGACUUCGCAUAUUGAAGUCAUCGAAACACCUUCUUGUUCUAUUUGUUCGUCGGAGUUUGUUAAUCUUGACCAUCUGUUGCGUCACUUUAAGGAUACACAUGCUAGCGGAUCUACAACUGAAGUAGCUAGCGGGUCAAAUUCAAGCGUAAAAAGCGAUAUAAUGACUUGGCGAUGCAGGAAAUGUAUUAUCUUCGCUGACACUGAAGAAGAUAUGCAGAAACAUUUGGACGAGAAACACAAAAUAGAAGAGAAUCUGUGUCCCAUUUGCUACAAGAGUCUAAAGACGCAGCUCGAAGUUACUAAUCAUCUGAAGUCGACUCAUGUUGAAGUCCUGGAAAAACCAACAUGUCACGUCUGUAAGCUGGAGUUCACUAAUCUUAAUCAUUUGAGGUUACAUUAUGAUGACAAACACAAAAAUAAACCAACGAACGAACGAACUGAAAAGGCGAAAUCGCGGGAAGAUGAGACAAACUCACAGAUCUCUUGCGUUAUUUGUGAGGCCAAAUUUGAGACAAAAAUAGAAAUGGGGAUGCACUGCCGGUGCUACCAUCCUGAGUUGUUUGGUGUAGUCAAAAUUUGGAAGUGCAUGCAAUGCGAUUCUGGUUAUGUCCAUUCUGAGGAAGGUAUGCGAAAACACCUAGAAGCAAGACAUGAAGUGAGACAAGGCAAGUGUUCAUGCUGCUCCGUAUCGUGUGCGACUUAUCCUGAAGCCCUAGAUCAUUGGAUGUCUCAUGUUCAAGUCACUAUGAAACCAACUUGUUCUAGUUGUAACACGCCGUGUGCGAACGACAUGCGCGUCGUGUACCACUAUUAUGAAAAGCACAUAUUGCAAAAUGAGAUAAAGGAAAAACCUGCCAAAGGGUCUAAAGUUGACGCAAUGCAAAAGGAAGCUUCGGCUAAUAAAAGAUUCGAAUGCCACGCGUGCUUGGAGAAAUUCCAACAAGACCUUGACCUUGCGCUUCAUCUGGGAGCUGCUCAUGGUGUGGAAAUCGUAGAUCCAGAUUUGCAGAAACAAAAAGUCUUCGGAUGCCCUGUCUGUAUCGCGAACUUCAAGACGAUGGAACUGGCGACUAAGCAUGUCAAUCAGAGACAUUUUGGCACGCAGCAACCGGUCGUGGAGCAGUACAUUUGCAGAUACUGUCUGUUGGAUAUGCUUAGCGAACAGACGCUUCAAAAUCAUGUGACUAAAAAACAUUCCGAAGAGACAGAUCUGGGUUUAGAUUGGGGUCCUCCAGCGCGACUGAUCCCAUGUCAGAUAUGCAAAAAGAAAUUCGGAUCCGAAGAAGGUCUAUUGAGUCAUUCAAAAACGAAACAUCCUUUAAAAAUACAAGCGACUGGUCCUCCAGUCCCUUUAGAGUCGACCCUAAUGACUUUUGAAAUAGGAAAAUCGACUUAUUAUAAAUGUCCGUACUGUAGCUAUCGUAACAUAAUACAAGUACUGAUUGAACAUAUUUAUUCACUUCAUAAAGAUAUGCUACAUGAAAUAACUGAUCCGAUAUCAUUUGGACUAGCUGACGAUGCUCCUCAACCUUCAGAUAGCCAAAACACUGGUAGGAAAAGGGUCAAUGAACCUAGCGACAAAAAAAUUAAAACAGGCACAUCUUCAACUCCCAAGGAACCGCAUGGCCUGAUGCCUAGCGCAAGAGGCUUGACGGCUGAUGAUACCGUUAGACCUUUAGAUAGUCAAAAUACUGGUAGGAAGAGGCUUGGAUACAAUGAACCAUAUAACCUUUUACCUAGCGACAAAAUAAUUAAAACAGGCACAUCUUCAACUCCCAAGGAACCGCAUGGUCUGAUGCCUAGCACAAGAGGCUUGAUGGCUGAUGGUACCGUUAGAUCUUCAGAUAGGAAAAGGCUUGGAUCCAAUGAACCAUAUAAGCUUUCCGAACCUAGCGACAAAAAAAUUAAAACAGGCACAUCUUCAAGUGGUCUAACAGCAAAUAUACCUAGCUCAAGAGGUCUGACGGCUGAUGAUUCUGUUAGACGUAGAAGGCAAGGUAACGAGGAAGGGGGCUCUUUUGAAUCAUCCCAUUUCAGAAAUGAGAAACGAUUGGACCAAGAAAAACAUCGUACGACCUAUGGUUCUUAUGAAUCCAGAGGAGGCUUUAGAAAUGAGAAAACAGUAGAUCAAGAAGGUUCUCCGACUUACGAUUCAUAUGAAUCAGGAUACGUAAGCGAAAAAAGAAGAGAACCAAGAAAUCCUCCUGUAAGAAGCUCUAGAAACGAGACAAAGCUAGAUCAAAGAAGUGAAGCUAUGGCUUACAAUCCUUACGAAUCAAGGCACAGAGACUCUGGGGUCCAGGAAAGUAUGGGCCAAGGAAAAGAACCUACAUCCUGCGGUUCUUCUGAUUCAAGACGCCAGCAAGUAACUAAGCCUACAUAUAGAAAAGAAGUAGAAGAAGAAAUUCAACCGUCGGGUUCUAGGGGUGAGGAAAUAAUUGGAUCCGGGGAGUUUACCGAUAUUGGCGGACCGACGAAUAAAGUCAGUGAUGAUGAUGGAGUAUUGUUUACUAGGAGACAAACUUCGAAAGACAGAGGCCGUGAGUCUCCUUACAGCACCACUUCAGCGGGUUCCUGGCCAUACGGCUCAAGAAGUCGACCUGUCGGGAGCUUAGAUGGAAACCAAGGUUACAUCAAAGACGAUACGCGAAGUAGAAUAUAUGGAGAUACAGAUCGAAAGCAAGGCUAUGGUGAUGUUAGCUCGAGGGUAGCUGAUGAUUUCAGGGGUAGAUCUUUCGGAAGUCAAUUUCGUAGUACUGGUAGAUCGAGUAACGUACCAAGGAUGUGCAGCGAUAUCAAAGCUGUGGAAGAUGUAGAAAUAGCAGUUAGCAAUCAAGCUUAUGUAAAAAGCAAUAAUAAUGAUGAAAACCCUACAACUAUUGAAAAUGAAGAAAAUAAUUAUGAAGGUGAAAGUACUGAAUGUAGGAAAUCAAACGUUAAAAACGAAGUAGAUAAACUACUAUGUGAAACAAGUAAUGUGAUUGAAGAGUCUGAAAUAUCAGUAACAAAUAUCGAAUGUACCGAUCAAAAUGAAAAAUGCAAAGCAUUAAACAAAACAGUAUUUACGGAUAAUGGAACUGAAGACCAAAAGCCUAAUGAGAUAAAUAUUGAUAAGGAAACGUCAACUAAGAAUGAUUUGAAAGAAUCUGAAUUAAUCAACGAGACUGAAAAAAGAGAUGAACUAGAUAGGAGAUUAGAAGUAUUUGAGGUAUCUGUAUCGAGCGUUAAAGAAACAAAUCAAUUUGAGCAAUCUACAACGCAAUAUGAAAUAUUACACAAAGAUAAAAAAAGCAAUUUGCAACGAUCUGAGGAAGCAAGAUCUGAAAAAGGACAAGUAAUCAUAUCUAAUAAAGAUGAAACUAGCGAACAAAAUGAAAAAGUUAUUGAAGACAAUAGAUGUGAAGCCGAUAAAGAUAAAAAAGUAGAUGAGUCUGGUAAGUUGGAUAUGUCUACGGUAAUAUCAAGUAAUACGAAGACAAGUCAACUUGAGAAGGCUCCAGUCACAAUACUAUGUGAAGUUAAAGAAAUCGAGACAAGUUCCGAAAAAGAAACAAACGCGCUGACAUUGAAUAAAGAUGAAAGAAGGGAAACUAACGAUUCUACUAAGGCUAUUAGUAAAGAUAGUAAAUAUGACGUUCCUAUUCUUUUUUCAACAAGUGAGGAUACGUUCAGCAGCAACGAUCUGCGAUUCAAAUGUGGUCUUUGCAGUGACGCGUUUUCUGACGACCUUUCUUUAAAAGCUCACUGCAUGAUAUGGCACGAAAAUCUCACGUUUUGCUUUCUCUGUGAAACAGAGGUCGACACUGAAUCCGCUCUACUCCAGCACUAUCGUACUGAACAUCAUGAAAUCCUCAACGAAUCUAAAGCGUGGCGGUGCAAAAAUUGUGAAAUUUCAUUUCCUUCUGAAGUGAAUAUGCUUAAGCACCUGAAAAAGAAGCAUAGAGACGAAAACAAUUUCUGUACAAUAUGCUUAAGACAUUUUCGUAAAACAGAGAAAGUUAUAACGCAUCUCAAAUCGUUGCAUGUCGGAGUCGUCAUAGAAGUAUCUUGCUCGUAUUGUAGAAUGAUAUUCGAGGAAGUACCGCAACUAGUUUUGCAUUAUCUGGAUCACCACAGGGAAGAAAUAAGAAAUCAGUGCGUUUUUAAGGAACGACUGGGAAAGGAUGUCAGAAAUGAUCCUGUGAAAUCGUCAGCGGAAAACGUUGGUCUGCAAGAGAUACAUUUAUCUAAUCGUGUGAAGGAACGUCACGAUGAUUAUGAGGAUGGUUCCUUUACAGUGCAUGAAGCGACUUCAGAAGAAUACUCUUGCAGGUACUGUCAGCAAGCGAUAUCUGCAAAAAACUUGAAAAAUCACGUGUUGCAGUGCAGACCGCAUCGUGAAACACUGCGUUGUAAUCAUUGUUCAGACCCUUUCUUUACCAAAGAGGAGCUCGACUUACAUGAGAAUACCAAUCAUAGUGAUCUACUUGAAAACAAAUUGCACAACUCGUCGAAAGUUACUGAUAGUGUGCUUUGUCCAAUUUGUAAAACUAAAUUCAAAUCAGAAAAAAGUAUGAUCGAUCAUUCGUAUAUUAAACAUCCUGCAGUCAAACUGGAUGAUUCGUUUGGCGUGCCGUUACAAUCACUUGUCAAAGUUGACGAUAACGACGGAACUUAUCAGUGCAUUUUUUGUAUAAAAUGGUUUUGCAGCUUAUCAGCUAUCGUGUAUCAUAUCAUUCGGAGACACGAAGAGCGAAAAGAAAAAAUGUCUGAUUGUGUAACUUUGGGAUUGUUCGAUGAAGACGGCGUUUCCCGACAAAUGUCAAAGAUCAAUCUCAGUACAAGGAAUACAGAAUCUCAAUCUGACGAAUCAAAUAAAUGUAAUGUUAGAGAAGCAGAUAGCAGCGAGGUAAUCGUUGACGAAUCAAGAUCUGAUUGUUCUGGCAGAGGGCAUCUCAAACGUAAGAAAAAGGUGAAGAAGAAGACAAAGGUCAAAGAAACUUCUCAACCAGCCUGUUUGUGUCCUAUAUGCGAAAAAGAUCUUCAAUCAGAAAAAAAUUUGAAAAUGCACGCUUAUGCCAAACAUCCCGCUAUAAAACUACAAGACGGUACUGCAGUCCCUUUAGAGAGCAUCGUUAAAGAUGAAUCACAUCUAAACCAUUAUGAAUGUCCCAUCUGCGGAUAUCGCCUUGAUAGAUUCAUGUCCAUUAUUAAAAAACAUUUCGAGAAGAAGCACAAAGACGCGAUAUCUGACUGCGUAUCGUUGGGAGUGUCUCAAAGUUCCGGAGAUGCACGCUGUGAUAUAACCGAUGAAGAUGGAACAUCAUCGAGAUCCGACAAAGCUGAGGAAGUGGAUACAGUUGGUAUACAGCAGCUAGAAGAUUCAGAUGGGGAUGCCAAUCAUCAUAAAGGGAUCGAAGAUAACGUUUGUCCAAUUUGCAGAAAAAAAUGCUCCUCAGAAGAAGUGCUUCUCCAGCAUGCUUCAAUCAAACAUCCUGCAAUCGUCCUCGGCAAUGACCCUCCAGCUUCUCUGGAAGCAGUUCUAAGAAUGCUAUGCAAAGAAGAAAAAGUGUGCCAUAAAUGCCCGUUCACUGAUUGCAUAUUCAGUUCCCUUCACUUGUAUCAUCUGAUGAAUCACAUCCUAAAAACGCAUAAAGACAAGGUUUACCUGUCUGACUGUGUAUCUAUGGAAUUGUUCGAUAAACGUUCUAGUUCUUUGCAAGGUGAAGAUUCACCUUCGCAAGCGGUGUGUCCGGUCGCGUUUUGCCCGAUUUGUAAAACGUUCUUCAAACGACAGAAAGCGCUGGUAGAACACGCCACAAUGAAACAUCCGGCGAUAAAAAUGAGAAACGGCUCGCCACUUCCGCUGCGAUCAGUUCUUAGAGUCCAGCGGGAAGGAAAGAACUAUUAUCAGUGUCCUUUUUGCUGUCAAGGUUAUGUCAAAGUAGAGCUUAUAACGUACCACAUUCUGAAGGAUCAUCAAGACAGGGCGGGUCAAAUUUCUGAUUGCGUGUCUUUGGAAUUAUUCGACGAAGGCUAUGGAAAUCUUCCUCUGAACUUAACUGAUGAGCAUGAUAGGAAAUUGGAAGAAUCUGCUUCGAGCCAUACAGAUGACGGACCAUCUUUCUAUAACUCUCGUUGGACCAGUAACAGCUCAGAAAUCAGCGAUAUUUCAUCGUCUUUACUGGAAACUAGCGUAGCUUCCCCUGAUACGUCCAAAAGUAGUUUUCCCCUACAGCAGAUCUGCCCUGCAACAUGUUGCACGUCAUGCGUCGGCACGUGUUGCAGGAACGUGUUGCAGUGGAAGCAGUCUGAAACGUCUGAGGUCCAAAGCGCGCCAAAUGCUAUCACUCAUCAUGAAUGUCCUUUAUGUAAAAGAACGUUUAAAUCUGAAGAAUCGCUGACCGAACAUACUAGAUUUAAACACCCGGCAAUAAAAUUGGAAAACGCACCUCCACUUCCUUUAGAGUCCGCCCUUAAAACUAAGUAUUUGGGGAGCAGGACUUAUUACGAGUGCCCUUUUUGUAUUCAUAAUAGUACCAAUAUAAGCAGUGCUGCGUCACACAUUCUGACGAAACACAAAGAACGGUCUUAUCAAAUGUCCAACUGUGUAUCCUUGAAAUUGUUUCACGACGCAACUGAAAAGUCAGCUCCCACGAUAUUGUGUCCCAUAUGCAAAGGUAACUUUAAAUCAGAAGGAGCUUUGAAGUAUCACGCUAAAAUCAAACAUCCUGCAAUAAGACUGAAAGCGAAUCUCGUCGUACCGUUGGAGAUGUGCCUCAAGACUCAAAGUGAAGAUUCUAGGAUUAUCCAGUGUUGUUACUGUACUGACUGGUUUUCUGGGCUGUCAGCUGUCACGAUUCACAUUAUCGAGAGACACGACGAAGAUUACAGAAAUGAGAUUUCAGAUUGCAUUACUGCCGGGUUGUACGACAUAGAAUCUUAA
Molecule: messenger RNA, 8388 nt
Organism: Acanthoscelides obtectus
Lineage: Eukaryota; Metazoa; Arthropoda; Insecta; Coleoptera; Chrysomelidae
Source: the annotation of a GenBank genome assembly